AGUGUCUGGUAUGCGCAUGGCAGCAAUUUGCCUCAGCAGUAUAGCAGGUGUGUCGGUCAUGGAAACGUCUAUUGUUUUGGGAAGACACGUAACCACAUUCUUCAAUCGUUUUCUAUUCAGAAAGUCACAAUCGAGUUCCCCGAGCCCGGCACCAUUUUCUUAUAUGAAAACAUGCAACAGCUUACGUCUUCUUAGAUAUUAUAGAAUUCAACCCAAAGAAAUGCCUCAAUCAAGAUCAAUUGUUGUUUCUGGUCCAAGUGGAUGUGGAAAGUCAACAAUAAUAAAAAGGUUGAUGAAAGAGUUUCCUGAGAAGUUUGGAUUCAGUGUAUCUCAUACAACAAGACUGCCAAGACCAGGAGAAGUACAUGGGAAAGAUUACCAUUUUACAACUAGAGAGGCAAUGCAGAAAGAAAUUGAUUGUGGAGAAUUUUUGGAACAUGCAGUUUUUAAUAAUAAUUUUUAUGGAACUAGCAAACGCGCAGUUCAAGAUGUAUUUAAAGAGGGGAGAGUUUGCAUCCUAGAUAUUGACAGACAGGGUGUUAUCAGCGUCAAGAAAACUGAUUUAGAUUGUGUAUUGGUAUUUGUCAAACCACCAAGUCUAGAAGAGUUGGAAAAAAGGCUUCGUGGACGUGGUACAGAAACCGAAGAUUCGAUACAACGGCGUUUAAACACAUCGAAAGAGGAAUUCGCGUACGCGGAGAUACCUGGCUCAUACGAUUAUAUUUUAGCAAAUGAUCAUCUAGACACGGCCUAUGAGGAAUUUAAAUUGAUUAUCGAUAAGGAAGUGACAAAGCUGUUUUAACACACCGCAUCGCGCGUAGUGGACUCACAGACUCCUUGUGUUAUGAAUUUUUACCACAGUCCUAUGAAUAGGUAUCAAAUAAUUGCCCUAGGUAUACUUGUAUACACUGAUCAUAGGCACUGAUUAUAGGCACUGAUCAAGGGCACUGAUCAUAGGCACUGAUCAUAGGCCCACUGGCCCUAGCAAAUGUAUCAAAAUUUGCGUAAGGCUACCCACGCAGUAUCUUUUAGUAAUGUAAUGUUAUUUGUCGAAGUGAUGUUUAUUGUCAUUAGGAUUAUUAUCUUUUGCAACUAUUCGUUUAUAUUUUAUCCCAAAGCAAAUCGUACAAAUAUAGCUAUUGCCGCCAACCAGAAGCAACAGCUAUUUUGUGAUUAACUCUAAUUCAAUCCCUGUCACAGACCACAUGGUUCGUUGCAUAUCGAUUACUUAGAACGAGAAAGUUGAAUAUAAUUUUCAAUUUUGGAUUGAUGGAAUCUUGGGUCAGUUGGCUAAUGCAGGGCCUCCGACGAAGGGAGGGGGGCAUGGCUCCCAACUUUUUUGGAAAACAAUAGAGCUUUUUUCAUUGUUAAAUCUUCCCUUGCCCCCCCCCCCCACUUUCCAACCUGCGUCGGAGCCUAUGUAAUACUUGGCCACGCAUGGCAAGUACUUGAUAUCUUGAUGUUUAUGGGAUUAGUCAAAUUGUUUUCAAUGUUGAAACCAGUCAGCUAACGAGAAGACAUCUUAACCAAUCAAAAUUACUGCAAAUUCAUUAUUGCUUCAGGCGUUCAGAGAGAUUUAACUUUGAUUUGCAACGUCCUAUGCAGGCCAGGUGAUUCCAGUAUUGUUAUCUUUUCUAAAUGAAAUGAUGGUGACCCCGAGCAUGGGCUUUAAAUGCUUUUAUUUUGUAAAAUUAAGAGAAGAAAUACAAACUGUUAUAAAAUUUCUUUUGCCUGGCAAAGUAAUACUUGCACUUAGGAUGCUCCUGUGAGCAAAUACUAGCUUCUAGAAUGUAUUUUGCAAAAGGUAAUAAUAAUUUUGUGUCUGCCA
Rhopilema esculentum is the source of this 1828-nucleotide messenger RNA. Its product is annotated as guanylate kinase. The record is from RefSeq and is a predicted model, not a curated record. Gene Ontology annotation, biological process: purine nucleotide metabolic process. Gene Ontology annotation, cellular component: cytosol. NCBI's taxonomy places the organism in Eukaryota, Metazoa, Cnidaria, Scyphozoa, Rhizostomeae, Rhizostomatidae. Gene Ontology annotation, molecular function: GMP kinase activity.